GAGCGCGCGCUGUGUCGCCUCAUCGUAGUCGUCGCCUGGUGAGCGGCGAGGCGACGCUCCGCUGUCCGCCCCGCCCCUGCUCCAGUGCUCCGGGACCCGACGCCUGAUUUGUUUUUUUUCGCCCGCGAGGACACGUUCUCGGGUGUACUGCUUCGUGUCCCCUCCUCCCGGUGGGUGUCGUCCAGUGGUGACCCGGGAGGGACCCGACACGGGUGAUGUCGGAGGGGCAGCAAGAAGCCUCCGGGUGGGGCUGGGACAGUGCGUGGCUCCUGCUCCUGAACGCGGGGCUUGUGGCGGCGCUAGUGUAUGGGGCCUGGCGGGUGUACGCGCGCUGGAGAGGGAGCGCCACCCGAGAAGCCAACACGUUACCCCGCAUGAAGAGACGAGACUUCGCCCUGCAGCAGUUACGGGACUACGACGGGACCAAAAACCCGCGCAUCCUGCUGGCUGUCAACGGGAAGGUGUUCGACGUGACAGAGGGCAGCAAGUUCUACGGGCCUGAUGGACCGUAUGGGAUAUUUGCUGGUCGAGAUGCCUCCAGGGGACUUGCAACUUUUUGUCUUGAUAAAGAGGCACUACGAGAUGAAUACGACGACUUGUCAGACCUCAAUGCUGUACAAAUGGAAAGCGUUCGAGAGUGGGAGAUGCAGUUCAAAGAAAAGUAUGAAUAUGUUGGGCGUUUAUUGAAACCAGGAGAAGAGCCGUCUGAGUAUACAGAUGAAGAAGACGCCCGAGACCACUCAAAGCAGGAAUGAACAUUUUCACAACCAAAGUCGGGGUCCUUUCAAAAACUGCGACCUGUAACUCCCCCCC
Molecule: messenger RNA, 813 nt
Organism: Bufo bufo (common toad)
Lineage: Eukaryota; Metazoa; Chordata; Amphibia; Anura; Bufonidae
Gene: PGRMC2
Product: progesterone receptor membrane component 2
Exons: 3
Coding region: 216-755 (179 amino acids)
Cellular component (GO): membrane; endomembrane system
Source: RefSeq, a predicted model, not a curated record